GGGGUUGGUCCAUGGAGCAUAAUGAAGCGUCCCAGUUGCUCAAAUGGGAGUGGGCGAGCUGGGAUAGGCUGGGAGUUUGGUUGGAGCCGUGAGCCGGGACGGGACUAGGCACAAGAAAAACCGACCGAUUAUUAACUCCUGGCUCCUUCCGCAGUUGAAUGUUGGACAGGAAAUUUGACGUUGACGGAAAAUAGCAUUUGUUGCAUUCAGGGGUUCACGGAUCCGAGCGGCGCGGAUGACAAAGAAGCGUCGCCGUGCAAACUUUUCUCAAACGGGUGUGUGAUCGCUCGUUAGAAAAAAAAAAAAAACCCAACCGGGAAUUCUGUUUUUCUUUCUAACGGAGGCGUCAAAGGAAGAAGAAGAAAGAAGGACAUCAUGCCACGGCGCACCGUACAAGAAGUAACAGUGCAAGAUGUCCAGAAGCGGAGAAAUCCGAACAAACACUACGUUUACAUCAUCAAAGUGUCCUGGAGCGAUGGCAGUACAGAAAUCAUUUACAGACGCUACAGCAAGUUCUUCGACCUGCAGGGAAGAUCCUGUUUAGGAGGAGCCAUAUCAGGGAUGUGGCCAUGAAAAGGCUAAGGCCCAUCAACGAGUACUGCAGGGCCCUCAUUCAGCUGCCAGUCUACAUCUCCCAGUGUGAGGAGGUCAGAGUGUUUUUUGAGACUAGACCUGAAGACCUUAACCCACCCAAGGAGGAACCCAUUGGAAAGAAGAAAUCAGGGAUUGUGGAGCGAGCGACUACUUUCCUAAAGCGAGGAGAUUCCACAUCAGCAGACCCUCUCCUCCUCGACCAGUAUGUGGCAGUAACAGACUAUGAGAAGCAGGAGAGCUCUGAGAUCAGCCUGCAUGUGGGUCAGGUGGUGGAGGUCAUUGAGAAAAAUGAGUCUGGGUGGUGGUUUGUGAGCUCAGAAGAUGCCCAGGGCUGGGUCCCUGCCACCUGUCUCGAGGCACAGGAUGACCCUGAUGACUUUACUUUUCCAGGGGAAGAAGAAGAGAAAUAUACUGUGAUUUACCCGUACUCGGCCAGGGACGAAGAUGAGAUUGACCUGGAGAGGGGCAUGAUUGUUGAGGUGAUUCAGAAGAACUUGGAGGGUUGGUGGAAGAUCAGGUAUCAGGGCCGUGAGGGCUGGGCCCCAGCCUCCUACCUGAAGAAGUCUGACAUCCAGAGCCAGAAGCAGUCAGCAGGUGGCGCUGCUCACGCCAGUACCAAUGACCUAGAUGGGGUUUCUAAACAGAACCAGCAAAACAAUGCAACCAGAGACAACCGAGACAACAGCCAUAAAGAAAACCGACUCUCAUUCUUUUCCGAGAACAAAAAAGUGGGAUCAAGACACAGACCUCCCCCACGCAGAGAUCUUACCAUUCCACGUGGUACAAACCUUCCCAAGCCGCCCAUUCCUCCUCAGGUUGAGGAAGAGUUCUACACCAUAGCAGACUUCCAGACCACCAUCCCUGAUGGUAUUAGCUUCCAAGCCGGAGUCAAAGUUGAGGUGAUUGAGAAGAAUGCAAGUGGUUGGUGGUACAUCCAGAUAGAUGACAAAGAAGGCUGGGCCCCCGCCACCUUUAUUGACAAGUACAAAAAGACCAGUAAUGCCCUGAGACCUAAUUUCCUUGCCCCUCUGCCCAAUGAGAUGGAGAAGCUGAGACUGGAAGAUAGUGGUUCUUCAAAUGUUUCAGGCACAGAUGACAGCUGGUCCAAGCCUUUACCAGAUGAGCCAACCACAGUCCCCGAGUCCUUUGCCCGGCCUAAGCUCAGAGAUUGGAAGUCCGGUGCCAGCAAGGGGGCCCCUGGGCUUUUACCUCCAGCUCCAGCUGCCCCUCCAGUCGAGGAAAAACCAGCUCUGCCGCCUCGAAGGGAGUCCAUUAAUAAGAGCUUUGAAUUGGAGAUAGCAGAAAAACCGAGAUCUGAUCAUUCCAAACCUCUGCCCCCAAAACCCCCAGCUCCUGGGGUCAUCGUGCCGCUGGUUACACCCAAAGCAGCCCCCUUCAAACAAGACAAACCACCAGAGACCAAGAAAGAAGAUAAGAAUAAACCUCUUCACCUUCGGAAUGAGAUGGGUCUUGAAUGUGGCCACAAGAUAUCAGCCAAAGAGGUGAAAAAGUUUAACCUGAAACCCGUACCUAAACAGCCACCAAAACCCAAAUCAGAAGCGCAGGAGGAGAAACCAGAAGCAGCUGGCCCAGCCGUGUUCAUGAAGCCAAAGCCAGUGAUCCGACCUAAACCUGUUCCAGCUGCCAAGCCAGAUCCUCCGGCAGAAAACAAACUUGACAUCACCAACUUGAGAAGCAAGCUGAGGCCGCCAAAACCUGCAGAUCUCGGCUCUGCGUCUGAAACCUCAGCAUCAGUAAAUAGUUCUCAACCCAGUCCACCCCCUAGCUCUCCCCCCAUCCAUAUCCCUACUCUCAAUAAUGGUAAGCACUGUGACGAGCCAAAACUCCCCCCAAAACACAUCAAUGGUCAUAGCCAGGAGAGUUCAUCACCCCCUGGAAAACCAGCAGUGCCUCCCCACAAGGAACCUCCCCAGAGACCCCCCGGCUUGGCUCCAAGGAGACCUCCUCCUCCAAAGAAGGAGAGUCCAUCCAGCCCGACUGAGCUCAAACCUCCACCUGCCCAGGACAUGCCCAAGGCGGCACCACUCAGCAGACCCCCUCCCCCUAAACCCAAAGGGUUUGUUCUGGCACCUCCAAACAAAGAGAAAGAAGAUCCCAAAGUUAAUAAAGUCCCGAUUCCUCCCAAGCCCCUGGUGAAGAGUGAGAAGCCCGGCCCGCCCAAGGACAAGCUUCCACCUUUACUCAAGGAGCCCAGUAAGGAUGAGCUGUAUCUAGCAGUGGCAGACUUUGAAGGGGAUGAAAACACAUCCGGCUUCAAGGUGGGUACAGUGUUUGAGGUGCUGGAAAAAAACGGCAGCGGCUGGUGGUUCUGUAAAAAUGUAAGAGAAGAAGUCGAGGGCUGGAUCCCCUCGAAUUACCUGAGCAAGAAACCUUAGUGUGAAUGUGCUCCCAAAACCAUUGCCAUAUGAAUAAAUAAACUAAGGAUUUAAAUUAACUAAAUAUCACUACUUUGUAGCUUAUUAGCAUUUUUUUUAUUUAUAGGUACCUUUUUUUUAUUGAAUUUUUGUUACUUUUCAUUUUGAUAAGAAUAUUCUACCUAAACUGAACCAGCAAUAACACAUGACCUUGUUGGGUCUUGUGAUGUUUACUUUUGUUGUUUUUAUCUAUUAUUACAUGAACUCUUAGGUAAAAAAAAAGGUUAAAUGCUAGUAACAGCAGUAAAUGUAUCUCCACCCAUGCCUUCUAUGAUAUGGUGCCUCUAUAUUAUAUGCAAAGUGCUUCAGUGCUUAAUAUACUGUAUGCAACUGUAGACAUAGUCCUUGUGGGAAUCGUAAAAAGCCUUCUGACUAAAAAUCAAACAUCUACAUCACAAGAGAAUACACUAGAUGGUCAAGUCCAGCCAGUCUUUCCCCAGCCGUAGACAAAAAAAAAAAAAUCCUAAAUCCCUUAGACAAAGACUGCACAUGAACUCACUGGGGGAGUUCUAUGACUAUAUCUAGGCUUUUAAGUGCUAUUAGCAAUUACUAAAAGAGAUGUCUUUGCCAAGUAGAAGUGCUGUUUGUUAUACUAGAAACAUGCAUAUUUGUUUUUGUGCUAUUGUAAUGCUUUCUUUGUUGACUGCAUAAUUAAUGUUGCAGUGACUUGUAACAGAUGUGCACUUUUUUCAGUCAUUUCAGAUGAGGUAGGUUUGAGGUUUGCACACGCUGAAGGAAGGGGAAGAAUGCCACAGAGCAUUUUAUUUCUUAGUUUUAUUAGUCAUUUUUUAUUAGCUAUGUUUUUUUUAUACUCACUGUAACAAAUAUCCAAGAUUGUCAAGAUGAGGCUAACAUCCAAACUGAAACUUAAAAAGAAACUUUGUCAAAGUAUUUCAGCUUAAUCAUGUUAUCUCACACCCAAAUAGGAAUUGUGAAAUGUGACUUGCAGAGCUUGUCUGCAUAUCUGUACCAGAUGUCUGACCUAAGAAAUACGAAAUUGGAGCUCUGCAGUGAUUUGUGCAAUGAUUUACAGUAUUGUAAGUGUACAGUCUGUUCUUAACCGAAGUUUGGUGCUCAAAUAACAGCAAAAUAUGACCAUUGUAUAAAAAUGUUUUACAUUAAUGCUUGACUGGUCUCAAGCAUGGUCAGUAUAGCAAAUUAUUUUUUAUUGUACAGAAAUGAGAGACAUAUCUUAGCUGUUGUCACUUUUCUUUGAUGGUCCAUCUGUUAGGUCUUUAACUCUGUACUGGUGAAGAGAUUUAAAGAAGAAAGAGACGAGAAGGAACUGGCUUGGUUGAUUUAUGGGAUUUGCCAAUUAGAGGAAAUACAGAGUUGUUUUUUUUGUUUUUCUGUCGAUAGAUAGGUGAAAAAUAAGUCACUUAAUAAAAGUAUGUGAAACAAGUGGCUGCUAAUUUCACAAAAAGCAGAAAAGUGUUAGGUUUACUAAAUAAAUAAGCCAAGUUGGAAAAUAAAAUUGUAUGUUCAUGGUUCUUCACAGACAAGGCUUCAAGCUGCAACAGAUUCUGUUCUGCUUCUAGUUGCUAGAAUGUAAUUCCACCUUCCACCCAUGUUUUAUAAAUAAAGGACAGUAAAUUACCAACUAGGAAAAAAAAAAUCAUGUUUUAAAUGCAAACAAUUUUAUUGUCCAGGUAUACGUUAUGUGGACAGAAGGCAGGAAGGUACAGUACAGCGCAAGGCAAGUGGGUUGAUGGUGUCAUCAUUUCAGUAUUGUAAUCGUAUUUACUUUUUUUGACAUGUAUUUUUCAUUACAUUGUGUCUUCUUUUACUUAAGUCAAUAAAAUUUUUUGAUUUUUCA
Morone saxatilis (striped sea-bass) is the source of this 4845-nucleotide messenger RNA. It is a transcript of the gene sh3pxd2b, whose product is annotated as SH3 and PX domains 2B. Gene Ontology annotation, biological process: superoxide anion generation. The record is from RefSeq and is a predicted model, not a curated record. Lineage: Eukaryota; Metazoa; Chordata; Actinopteri; Moronidae. Gene Ontology annotation, molecular function: superoxide-generating NADPH oxidase activator activity; protein binding; phosphatidylinositol binding. Gene Ontology annotation, cellular component: cytoplasm.